AUGUCGCAACUAAUCGCCCACAAUCCACAGCCAAGAUUACCACCACAUGGUGUUGGGCGCAACCUGCAAUGGAUUCUAAUGCUUGUACUUGUUGCAUGCAAGUUGCUUCUUGUUCAUGGUGCUGACACCAACAAGCUUGUCAUUUCAUCUUGCAGCAACGGUCAAGCAUGGACAGCCACCAAAGGUUCUACAAAAUCCAACCCAUCUGUUGACAGCAACGACUUGCCAGCUCCAGGAAUAACCGGCUCUUUAGUUUGGAGUUUUUCACAAUUUGAUGCUCUCACAUUUGUGAAACCUUCUUCUGAUUCUUGGGAUUUGUCCACAAGAAGAAAUUUGAAAUUAUGGAUCAAAGCUCCUUCCGACUCGAAUGUGCCUACUACCUCCAAGUUUUUGUUCAUGUAUUUAGGAAAUCAAAAGAAUGGCGAAAAUAUUUUCUACUACACUAAGAUUUCUCUGGAUUUCAGUGGAUGGAAAGAAUUCUUGCUUUCCAAAGGUUCUUUCUUUUACAAGAAUUCCUUGCUUCCUUGGAACACUGUUGAUACCAUUGUUCUGCGAUUUAGUGGUCUUGGCCAGACAGCAAGCGAUGCGUUGACCAUAAAAGUGGGAGAAAUAUCCAUGUCUGACGUAUCAGGCCCUGUGCUGACAGAUACAGAAUUCUUUAAUACCUUAGACUAUGAUUCAUUCUCAGGUUUAGCGCAGGUCAAAAGCAGCAUUCAAAGCGGUGAUCUAGGUUCAGCCAAGUCUAAUUUGUGUUCAUAUUUUAAAAGCAGAACGAAUGUAACAUGGUCCAUCAAUCCAUUUUCAAUUUCGUUGGACAACCUGUCACCCUCUCCUUAUUCGUCUUGGGAUUCCUUGUUAAAAGAUGCUGAGUACAUGCUUCAGGGAUAUGUCAAUCCUAUUGGCAUUGCCUAUCAAUAUCCAGACUUAUCAAAAUUGGACUGGAAUUUUAAUCCGACAGCACUUGCUGGAUCCAAGAACUCUUAUGACCCUACAUGGACUUGGAAUUUGGCUCGAUUUGAAAUGAUGGAAUCUCUCGGAAAAGCUUAUUGGUAUUCAAUUGCAAAGCCUUAUUCCACUUCAACACUGACUCCAUCCUCUUUGUUGAAUUUGUUCUCGACCUAUAUCAAUACAUGGAUCCAAACUCAACCACGCCCAUCCAUUGCAAGUCAAGGAGAUUUCAGUAAUUGGAGAACCAUUGAGGCAGGAAUUCGAUUACUCAAUAGUUGGCCUAAGGGUUAUCAUUAUUUCCUGUCGACCAUGUCGUGCUCUGAUUUGAUACUCAUGUUGAAGAGUUUUCAUGAACAAGCCUCGUAUUUGAAUUUAUUUCCAACCGAAGGUAAUUGGCUCACUAUGGAAAUGAAUGGGCUCUAUACUACUGGGUCCCUCUUUCCCGAAUUUAAGGAUUCCUCUCGAUGGAGAACCUUUUCGAGUCAGCAACUCGCUGCGGAUCAAGGCAUUCAAUUUUUAAAAGAUGGCGCUCACUACGAAUUGAGCACACAAUACCAUCAAAUCGCUAUUGAGAACAUGAUGGGUCUCUAUGAAACGGCUCAACGUGUUGGAAGGCUCCACGAAUUACCCUCCGAUUAUACAUUCCUAUUGGGAAGGGCUUUGGAAUUUAAUGUAAAGGUAAUGACUCCUUCUGGCAUGAUGCCAGGACCUUUGAACGAUGGUGCCAUGAUCAAUGCGAUGGAUAUGAGUGAAAAGUAUCGGAAUGUGUUUCCCAAUUCAUCCUUAAUUGCAUGGAGUGCUGAAAGGAAAACAGCCGUAAACAACAAGUAUUCGGAACCUGCUUUUAGGAGUGUGUUUUUACCAAACGCCGGUUUUGCAGUGAUGAGAAGCGGAUGGAGUGCUUCUGAUCAUUACGCAUUGAUGGAUGUAGGUCCAUUGGGACACGCUCAUGAACAUCAAGACAAGUUGAAUAUUAUUUUGGAACCCUAUGGACGUUCAAGACUCUUAUUUGAUAAUGGUGGGGGAAAUUAUGAUACCAGCAAAUACAGAGAAUUUGCUCUCUCCUCUCAUUCCCAUAACGUUCUGUUAGUCGAUCAAUUGAGUCAAACUCGAGUGCGAGAUUCAACCAACGGCGAUCCAUUAGGUUUCGGAGCUUCCAACACUCGUGCAGCCUUCUUUGAAAGCACUCCUCAAUUGGAUUACUGCAGAGGAACCUAUAUGGACUCGUAUGGAAGAGUGAGCAGUAGUGGUACCGUAACCAAAGUAUUGAACCGACCCGUUCAUCAUCAGAGAGAAUUGAUAUUCGUGAAUCCAUUUGCACCCUCUUCAGCCAUUUCUUUUUAUAUGGUUGUUGAUACGAUUGGUUCUUUGGAUGGUCGUGGACACGAAUAUGAAUUGAGAUGGAAUUUAAGGACGAAGAAUAUUAAGGAAAAUCGAAAUAUGAAAGCUAUAUCGACCUCGGAUGAAGGAGAGAAUAUGCACAAUUUAAAUGUUGUGGCAUUGUCAAAGGCCAGUGAUGUGACCUAUGCACAGGGUCAACAGAACAAUCCAAUGAUUGGAUGGGAUGUUCAGAGGGGACAAAUUUACACUCCCAUCACUACCAUACAGCACAGACAAUAUGGCUAUGCUGCCACGUUUGUGACCUUGCUAAUUCCCAUGAAGAGUGGUGAUUCUAGUUUGGGGUCGAAUUCUUUACAACAAGUUCAAGAAAAGGUCAUGGUUGGAGAUUAUGAACAAGAGUGGAGAGAGUAUCGAGUUGUUUUUUCACAGGGAAUUGAGAUGCAAAUUCAUUUGGAUCGAGUGUUUUUGAAUACUACAAGCGUGAGUCCUCAACAUACGAGAAGUUUGAGAAUUGUACAAAAAGUGAAAGGGUUGUUGCAUUUGAUCAGAGUUUACCUAUAA
Molecule: messenger RNA, 2850 nt
Organism: Naegleria lovaniensis
Lineage: Eukaryota; Heterolobosea; Eutetramitea; Acrasida; Naegleriidae
Exons: 4
Coding region: 1-2850 (949 amino acids)
Molecular function (GO): lyase activity
Source: RefSeq, a predicted model, not a curated record